Molecule: messenger RNA, 839 nt
Organism: Macaca mulatta (Rhesus monkey)
Lineage: Eukaryota; Metazoa; Chordata; Mammalia; Primates; Cercopithecidae
Product: gamma-aminobutyric acid receptor-associated protein
Source: RefSeq, a predicted model, not a curated record
CCCCCCAGGUUCCUUCAGCCCAGCCCGGUCCAGCCCGGUUCCCGGGAGGAUGAAGUUCGUGUACAAAGAAGAGCAUCCGUUCGAGAAGCGCCGCUCUGAGGGGGAGAAAAUCCGAAAGAAAUACCCGGACCGGGUGCCGGUGAUAGUAGAAAAGGCUCCCAAAGCUCGGAUAGGACACCUGGACAAAAAGAAAUACCUGGUGCCUUCUGAUCUCACAGUUGGUCAGUUCUACUUCUUGAUCCGGAAGCGAAUUCAUCUCCGAGCUGAGGAUGCCUUGUUUUUCAUUGUCAACAAUGUCAUUCCACCCACCAGUGCCACAGUGGGUCAGCUCUACCAGGAACACCAUGAAGAAGACUUCUUUCUCUACAUUGCCUACAGUGACGAAAGUGUCUACGGUCUGUGAAGCUGCUGUCCCUGAGCUGGAGGGGGGUCUCAUUCUACAAGGAGAGAGGUGGCCCCCUUUUCUUGACCUCCUCCUCCUUCAAGCUCAAACACCACCUCCCUUAUUCAGGAUGGGCACCUCUUAAUGUUUGAAGUUUUCUCUCCAGCCUCUCUUCGGAGGGGUAAUGGUGGAGUUGGCAUCUUGUACUUCUCCUUUCUCCUUUCUUCCCCUUUCUCUGCCUGCCUUUCCCAUCCUGCUUUAGACUUCUUGAUUGUCAGUCUCUGUCACAUCCAGUGAUUGUUUUGGUUUCUGUUCCCUUUCUGACUGCCCAAGGGGCUCAGAACCCCAGCAGUCCCUUCCUUUCACUACCUUCUUUUUUGGGGGUAGUUGGAAGGGACUGAAGUUGUGGGGGGAAAGGUAGGAGGCACAUCAAUAAAGAGGAAACCAUCAAGCUGAA